Molecule: messenger RNA, 522 nt
Organism: Aspergillus calidoustus
Lineage: Eukaryota; Fungi; Ascomycota; Eurotiomycetes; Eurotiales; Aspergillaceae
Source: the annotation of a GenBank genome assembly
AUGUACUCAACCCUCCUCCCCGUCGCGCUCCUAGCGCUCAGCACACUCGCCUCCGCUAAGCCGACGGUAUAUCUAAUCCGCCACGGCGAGAAGCCUGAGAAUGAUGGGACGGGACUCAGCGCACAGGGCGAGCAGCGCGCGCAAUGUCUCCGCCAGGUCUUUGGUGCGAAUUCAGGGUAUAAUAUUGGGUAUAUCAUGGCGAUGACGCCGAAGGAUAACGGCAAGCGCAUCCGCCCCUACCAAACCGUCCUCCCCCUCGCAAACGACCUCGGCCUCGGAGUCGACAUCUCGUGUGACCGCGAUGACCCCGAGUGCGUGAAGGAUGCAAUUAAAGAUUACGACGGCGAUGGGAAUAUCCUCAUUUGCUGGGAGCAUGAUGCAUUGACGGAUAUCAUUGAGGAACUUGGGGCGGACGAUGCGCCGGAGUAUCCGGGUGAUAGGUUCGAUCUGAUCUGGACGGACCCGGCGCCGUAUGAUGAGAUUGUCUCCGAGACGAGUGAGCAGUGUCCGGGACUGGAUUGA